Messenger RNA from Cydia amplana, 652 nucleotides. RefSeq lists its product as uncharacterized. The transcript is spliced from 2 exons. The record is from RefSeq and is a predicted model, not a curated record. NCBI's taxonomy places the organism in Eukaryota, Metazoa, Arthropoda, Insecta, Lepidoptera, Tortricidae. Bases 1 to 492 code for a protein of 163 amino acids.
AUGUUUAUUUGUAUAGUCAUAAUUGGUGGCAAAACUGACCGGCCUCGUCCUGUCCUUGUCAGAUUCUCUGACUAUGCAGUAAGAAAUGCAGUAUGGGCCAAAAAAACUGCACUUAAAGGCACAUCUGUAGUCUUGUCGGAGUUCCUGACCAGGCAGAGGCAGACGUUGUUCCUUGCUGCCCGCAGGCAUUUUGGAGUGCGCAGUGUUUGGAGCCUGGAUGGUAACAUCUACAUAAAACUAUCUAGCGGCAAGAAGGAACGAGUGACGACAUCUGAACAGCUUCAGGCCUUGACCGCCCAGCAUGCGCCUGUGCAGUCAUCUGGCAACAGCGUUGCACCUGCGCCUGCGCCGGCCCCCCUGCUCGCACCGUCUUCCUCGGCCGCAGCCGGCGAGCCUGCUUCAGAUUCUGCUCUAAUACCCGCCUCCCAAGCGCCAGUGAAGGUUCUGCCCACGAAGCAGACCGAAGAACGUCGUACGAGACGUGCGCCAUAGCGAUACUACUUUCGUUUCAUAUGUUUUGUUUUGUUUGUAAUCGAGUAGUACACAACAUGGGUAUCGCUCGCACGGUAGGUUGUCAAAUCUGCAGUUGCAUUUUAUUAAUGAUCAACUACCUCUUCUAGUUUUUAAAAUAAUGUUUUGAAUCACUUUGAAC